This is a messenger RNA of Ustilaginoidea virens, 1578 nucleotides long. RefSeq lists its product as uncharacterized. The record is from RefSeq and is a predicted model, not a curated record. Gene Ontology annotation, biological process: protein localization to mitotic spindle pole body; microtubule anchoring at mitotic spindle pole body; mitotic sister chromatid segregation. NCBI's taxonomy places the organism in Eukaryota, Fungi, Ascomycota, Sordariomycetes, Hypocreales, Clavicipitaceae. Gene Ontology annotation, cellular component: mitotic spindle; microtubule organizing center; MWP complex. The transcript is spliced from 3 exons. Bases 1 to 1578 code for a protein of 525 amino acids. Gene Ontology annotation, molecular function: protein binding.
AUGCAAAUCUCUCCGCUGGCGCCGCUACAUCACUCCCAGCCCUUCAAAUCCUCUCUCUUUUGCAUACCCAGUCCAAAUGGACGGCUUGUGGCAGUGCUGACCUCAUCCGCGAUUCUUGUUCGGUCAACCACGACCUUGCAGACCGUUUAUGCUGUGAAACUCUCCCCAGAGCUCACCGAGCCCAUCACCACAUGCUCAUGGUCUGCUUGCUCCAGCAACAUUCUGGUCUCUGCCGGUGAUCAGAUUCGAGUCUUUUCGGCGUGUGACUCCUCACUUUAUGCCACUAUCCAGUGUCCUGCUGCUCCCACUGGCGGCAGGCUGUCCCUGGUCGAAUUCGGAGCCAGUGAUACAGAAGUCCUGGCAUGUGCUCCGUCUGGCCUGAGGUUAAGCAUCUUUGACCUUGCCAGCUCCAGGGCGGUUGAAGUCGGCAAUCCCAAGUUUUGCCAACCGUCGUCGGCGUCGCGAUGCUUUUCAAUCCGACCCAGGACGGGCCAUCUCCUGGUGCUCACGAGGAUGGGCGGGAAGGACAUGGUCAGCAUCCACCAUCCUUCUACUCGACAAAUAAUCCGGUCAUGGUACCCGGGAUCUACUGAUGCGCAAGAGAUCAAAUGGACCCCUGACGGCCAAUGGAUUCUUUUGUGGGAGUCUCCCGUGCAAGGGAGACGGCUCUUCAUCUACGCCUCAGACGGGCAACAUUUUCGGACUCUAGAAGCCUCCAGUUUGGCAUCGAAUCCAACAGACAGCACCAAGCUCGACAUGGAACCGGGCAUUAAAAGCUGUCAGCUUAGCUGUGACUCGGAACUAUGCGCCGUCGGGGAUCACAGCCGCGGCGUUACUGUCCUACGAACAGGGAUCUGGCGAGCCUUGAUGAGUUUAUGGCAUCCUCUUGCGGUCAGUCCGUGUGAGACGCUUCAGGUCUGGCAGGAGCAGGUAAGCAGCAGAGUGAACGGAGGCGACGUUCAUGCUUUUCUACGAGCAGCUCAGGCUGUCUCACCACCUUCCAUGGCCGAAAACAUGCUGCUUUCUGUGGAUGCGCGAACAGGCUGCUCCCUGUGCGCUUUCGAUGCCUCGUCUACGCUCUUGGCAACUAGACUGGAUGAGUCUCCGGGUACUAUCUGGAUCUGGGACCUGGCUGCUGGAGAGCUGCGGGCAGUUAUCAUAUUUCAUUCAGUGAUCAGUUUCUACUGGCAUCCAACGUCCCGAGAAACUCUCUUGAUUUCCUGCCGAGAAGAAGGCAAGCAUGUUGCAUCUUACGUUUGGGACCCGUUGUCGCCCGGACCUGUGUGGUUGGAUGUAGAGAAAUAUCUGCCUGGCUGUGAUGCACACGGGCCAAGGCUGCAGUUCUCGUGGCUUAAUCAUGAAACCGACUCUCCGCAACUGUUGGUAUCCGAUGCACAGCAGUACGUCCUGCUCUCACUUGCAGAUUGGGAACAGGAGGCGAACCCGUGGCAAGCUGCAGAAAGAGGAUCCGAGUCUGAUGGUUCCGCUUCGGGACGGGACGGGCUCGAGCCUAUCGACUUGGCGGAGGAUAUUUCAACCCUAGAAGAUACCUUUUCAUUCCGGCACACUAAAACCUGA